Molecule: messenger RNA, 1816 nt
Organism: Parnassius mnemosyne (clouded apollo)
Lineage: Eukaryota; Metazoa; Arthropoda; Insecta; Lepidoptera; Papilionidae
Source: the annotation of a GenBank genome assembly
AUAUCUAAUAUCUAAGUACAUUGUAUAUACAAGAAAUUAUAAUUUAAUAUAUACAGGAAUCAUUUGGAACGUAUACGUUAAAAUAGUUCAUUUCUUAUUAUAUUACUUUGUAAAUAGUAAGGAAUAUUAAUAAUGGUCGACGUUCAAGAUGAGCUUCGAGAACAAGCUUGUGGUGUUUGUUUAGAAAAAUAUAAUCAUCCUACAAAACUUCCCUGUGGACAUAUAUUUUGCUUUUUAUGUGUGAAGGUAAGAAGUCUUAAUAUUUAAUAUUACUUGUAUUCUUUAUUUUGUGGCAAUAAUGUUUAAACUAUGGAUAUGUUACACACAGAGAAAUUAAAUUAUUUAUAACAGACAGCAAUGUAUUAAUAUAUAGGUACAUAUAAUAAUAAUAAUAAUAAUUUAUUAGACUCAGUUUGACAAAUUACACUUAUGUAUUAUAUAUAUGUUAUCAAAUAAAGAAAAUAAUCUUCUAGCAUUUAUGUCGUGGUAAAGUAAAAAGCCUUCUACAUGGUCGGAACCAACCACCAACUCUCUUGACCUUGGUUGGGACAAACGAUUUUUGUAUUCGUUCUACACGGUCGGGUGAUUGACUCAACUUGUCAAUUCUCUCCGGUAUUCAAACCGUAAAGACGUUAGGUAGUUACUUUUAAAUAUGACUCCUUGCUUUUCUAAACAACAAAAAUAGUUUUUUUUUAUUAAAAAAACGUUACCCACACGCUAGAAUUUUAUCCUGUAUUGUGGAGGUAGUUUACAAACAUAGAUUGUACGAGGACAAACAUCCAGACCCGGAGCAAUUAUUUUUAGGCCAUACAGAUACAUGUUCCGUGCGGGAUUCGAACCCGUGGCCCCCAGCGCAUCAACUCAUUUUUAAGCCACUGCGCCACGGAGUCGUCAAAGGUUUAGCGUUAACGUUUCUGUGCUUGAGCGAAGAUGAAAAAAAAAGAAAAUGGAUGAAAUUGUGGCUGAAAGAGCGCAUUACUUUAAACCAUCUCAAUAUUUUAAAGAUUCUUAAUUCUGAAGACUCGGAAUUUUCUAAGAAUGGAUUAAGAUACUUUUAAUGAAUUGCUUGAGAUGGUGCAUCCAAUGAUUACAAAAAAAAAAUACAGUUAUGUGUCAAGCAUAUUUUUUUUUGGAGUUUAUUGCCUGGUAUCUAGACCUUUAGGCCAACUAAGAAAUUAAUUUCUACUGAACCAGUAUUGCCAGAACAAAUAUAAUACCCUAAAAAUGGACAAAAGCAUGGAGUUGCUGUUGUCAAAUUUGGACGAAAAACUAAAUAACCAAACUGAAAUUAUAACAACGGCGGUAACAAAAAAUGUUAUGGAGGCAAUAGAUGAGAGAUUAAAAACAAUAACUGAGGAAAAUACUAAACUCAAAGCCAAAAUUUCUACAUUGGAGCACAAACUUAACAUAAUAGAACUGGAAAAAAGAAAAUAUAACUUGGUAUUUUUUGGAAUUGAGGAGUCAGGUAAAACAGAAGCAGAGACGGUAGACUACAUUAAAGACAUAAUAAUAGAAACAGGAACACAAAUAGAUAGCCAUGAAAUCAAAAACAUAUACAGAAUCGGCAAAAACAACAAUAAGAGGCCCCGUCGUAGUCACCAUAGCGUCUAUCUCCCACCAGGUAUAAAUGUCAAAGAGGAUUAUACUAAAGAAAUACUUGAAAAGCGGAAGCAGCUACAACCACAACUAGAAGAGGAAAGGAAGAAAGGAAAUAUCGCUUUUCUUAAAUAUGACAAACUGAUAAUGAAGAAACCAAUUGACAAAACCAGAGAUAAAAGAAAGAGAGAAGAUUCAGGUUCACCAAACUCAUCAACCC